This is a messenger RNA of Perkinsus marinus ATCC 50983, 432 nucleotides long. RefSeq lists its product as hypothetical. The record is from RefSeq and is a predicted model, not a curated record. Gene Ontology annotation, molecular function: protein serine/threonine kinase activity; ATP binding. The transcript is spliced from 4 exons. Gene Ontology annotation, biological process: intracellular signal transduction; protein phosphorylation. Lineage: Eukaryota; Perkinsozoa; Perkinsida; Perkinsidae. Bases 1 to 432 code for a protein of 143 amino acids. Gene Ontology annotation, cellular component: cytoplasm.
AUGACCGAGCUCCUGGUCUCGUUCUUCCUAGGGGAGAGUGUGGGAAACGACCCCUUCAAGAUCGACGUGUGGUCCCUUGGCGUCAUCCUUUAUGCCCUGACUCACGGCAAGCUACCAUUCGAACGCCCUGCGAAGGAGGUCUGCGAGAGACUCGAGCGAGUGGGCCCUGAUUUCAAGGCCGAUGCAAGUCCACCACUGCGAAGCCUCAUCAGGAGGAUGCUCACGCCUAAGGUUAGAAAGAGAUGCUCGAUGGAUGAUAACCAGACCUUCCUUCAUGAACAAGAGACAGCCGUCUCUCAUCCAGGGUGGCGACCAAAGAGCACUUCCGGGUGGACUGAGGCUACGGUUACCACUUUCCGUCACAACCGUCCGUCCCGAAUCUUCCACAUCACUCUGCAGGUUGGGGGGAAACGGUUGGGGGGUCUUCCUUAA